AUGUCGGCAGGUUGGUCAGGGCAGCACGUGCGUGAUGUACGCAUCACUCCUCACAGACAGCGGCUCAAGCAGAGCUAUUCUGCUGUUUUCCGUGUGUCAGCGGCUGGCCUGGCUUGUUGGUUUGCCUCGUCGCUGUGCUUUGCAAGCAUGGCGGUCACCCGAACACCUGGAAAGUCCCAACUAGCCCGGCAGAUCAGCUUUGAGGAUGCCUGGAAGCCCUCUGGUCACUCGCGCUUUUGCUGUUUGAUCUACGCCACACAGAAUGGAUGGAAGCUCCCCAUUCUUUUUGAAGAGCUUCAAUUUCCCUACGACUGGUGCCUUGUGGAUUUUGCGAAGAAUGAGCAAAAGUCAUCAGAGUUUCUGAAGAUCAACCCGAAUGGUCGGAUUCCUGCGCUCAUUGACCGUGAGAGGAAUGUGGCAGUGGCAGAGUCCGGUGCAAUCUUGGAGUACAUAUGCGAAACAUUGAAUAGCAACUUGCUCCCAACGAAGGAAACAAACCUGGAGAAGCAUCUGCAAUGCAAGCAGUGGCUGUACUGGCAAGUCAGUGCACUUGGACCCAUGAUGGGUCAAAGCAUGUACUUCAACCGCAUCGCCGCGACGAAAGGAGAAGUUGACAGUUUUUCAAUCGCGCGUUUUGGCAAAGAAGCCGAGCGAUGCCUUCAGAUGUUGGACGACCAGCUUUGCGAUAGCAAGGGGCCCUUUCUCCUUGGCGAGGAGGUCUCUGCAGUCGAUGUUGCAUGCUUUGCUUAUGCUGCCAGUGCAUACUGGGCUUGCGUCGACAUCAGUCACAUGAAGAAGCUCCAGGCCUGGCUCCAGCACUUGCACGAACGGCCGUCCUUCAAGACUGGCCUGACGAUCCCCUUCGCGAGGCCAGCAUUUUUUGGCCCACCCUGGGCAACAGAGGCGGAUAUUGAAGCGGAAAUCGGAGCCAAUGCGGCCCAGUUCACCAUUCCUGAGAAGAAGUAG
Molecule: messenger RNA, 966 nt
Organism: Symbiodinium natans
Lineage: Eukaryota; Dinophyceae; Suessiales; Symbiodiniaceae
Source: the annotation of a GenBank genome assembly